Labeo rohita (rohu) is the source of this 2296-nucleotide messenger RNA. Its product is annotated as RNA-binding motif, single-stranded-interacting protein 3. Gene Ontology annotation, cellular component: cytosol; ribonucleoprotein complex; nucleus. Gene Ontology annotation, molecular function: mRNA 3'-UTR binding; poly(A) binding; poly(U) RNA binding. NCBI's taxonomy places the organism in Eukaryota, Metazoa, Chordata, Actinopteri, Cypriniformes, Cyprinidae. Bases 858 to 2126 code for a protein of 422 amino acids. The transcript has 18 exons. The record is from RefSeq and is a predicted model, not a curated record.
CACGUCUGCUCCAUUUCCCACAAGGCUGUUCACUUGCAUCUCCAUCAUGUAAUUCACCAUCUGGAGCGGCGGAGAUGGACACGAGCGAAACGGAGGGAUGAGAUUGAUCUACAAUUGAGAAAAGAACAAGAAAACAGUGUUUAAUGAGUUUCAGGUAUGACAGUAGUUUGGUGUGAUCCACAGGAGUGAAACGCUGCAGAUGAGAUGACGUUUCUUCAUCAUUAUCCUUAAUCAACAAAAGUGUUUUCAGAAUAAAGCUGCGGAUUCAUAAACACCAAAGAAUGACAGAACACGAUCGGCUCUAUGGCUCCGGAUGAAUGAAGAUCUGCUGUAGAUGCAGCGACUUCUGGGAAUGUUUUCACAUACGUGUACACAUGUUUGACAUUAACCCACAUAGUUCUUGAGGAGGAUUAAACAAAGCAUUUGUCUCUCUGCAUCGAUCAUAGGACGAACCCUCACAGAAGAAGCUCAGCUGUUUUUCUGCAAUCAAAAAUCCAUAAACCAGAACAGACUAUGAAUUAGAGCUGUGCUGCAGAGAACAUCCACACAAAUCAAGAUCAUCUCAAGACGUUUGCACUGAGUCGAGCCCCUCAACAGAGACGCUGUUAUUGGAGCAGGAAACACACGGACCACAGACGCUCCUCUUCACUCCUCCUCUGACGGACGGAGCACAUGCUCUCUCGCUCGCACGGAAACAGGACCGCCACCUGCCCUCUCCUCGCCGCUCCGCGUCUGUGCUGGAUUAUCGUGUUGGAAUAUCUCAGCAGAGGAGGAAAUCAUAACCAUCCUCCUUAUCUUCACACUCAUCCAUCAGGGACUCAUCCAGCGCUUCGCUCCGGACUCCAGACUGCAGCUUCAUGGGAAAGACGCUGGAGCAGCACCAGAUGUUCCCGCACUACACCUGCUACUAUCCGCCCUACGCUCACAGCAAGCUGUAUGCUCCACCCACCCACCCGAUGGCCCCGCCCAGUCCAGGAAGCAGCAGCUGUAGUCAAAGUGCAGUGGAGCAGCUCAGCAAAACCAACCUGUACAUACGAGGACUUCCACCUGGAACCACAGACCAGGACCUCAUCAAACUCUGCCAACCAUAUGGGAAAAUUGUGUCUACUAAGGCUAUCCUGGACAAGAACACAAACCAAUGCAAAGGUUAUGGCUUUGUGGACUUUGAUUGUCCGGCAGCAGCACAGAAGGCCGUUUCAUCUCUGAAGGCCACUGGUGUACAGGCGCAGAUGGCAAAGCAGCAGGAGCAGGACCCCACUAACCUGUACCUGUCUAAUCUGCCCGUCUCUAUGGAUGAACAGGAGCUGGAGGCGCUGCUCAGACCCUUCGGUCACGUGAUCUCCACACGGAUAUUACGGGACGCCAUCGGCGUGAGCAGAGGUGUCGGCUUCGCCAGGAUGGAGUCCACAGAGAAAUGUGAAGUUGUCAUACAACAUUUUAAUGGAAAAUAUCUGAAAACUGCAGCAGGAACACCAGGUCCGUCUGAACCACUGCUGUGCAAGUUUGCGGAUGGUGGACAGAAGAAGAGACAAACUCAGAGUAAAUAUCCACAGAAUGGCAGAGCGUGGAGGGAAGGAGAGACGGGAAUGACACUCACAUACGACCCUGCUGUCAUGCAGAAUGGGUUCUACUCUUCUCCGUACAGCAUCACUACUAACCGGAUGAUCGCGCAAGCAUCUGUCACUCCGUUCAUCACCGCUUCACCCGUCUCUACAUAUCAGGUUCAGAGCACGGCAUGGAUGCCACCGCAGCAGCAGUAUGUGAUGCAGCCAACAGGAGCGGUCAUCAGUCCAGCUCUAGAUCACAGCGCUGUAUCGGUGCCUCCAGCUGCCAUCAUGACUCCACUAACACAACAGAUGAAUCAGUUGACACUGGGAUCUUCUGCUAAUUAUAUUCAGGCUCCUGUGCCCCCUAUGCAAGGAACAUUCAUCCAUCAGUUAACACCAGUCCCUCCAUCAGCACUUCCUGUAGAGGGUGUAGUAACAGAAGCUCCUCCACAGACCGUGGCUCCUUCACAGGACGUCCAUGUAGCACAGCAGCAGAUCAGUGUGGAAACCAGCGACCACAUUCAACCCUGCUCCUACCAGUCCAAGUGCGCACUACGUCCUGUCAUCCUGAAGAGCUGAAUGUACGUCAGCGUUGCCUUCUGAUGGAGAUCAGACGCUCUGCACUGAAAAAAACGGACACGUAAUGAACAGACACUUCCAGGUGACCUCAGCACCAAAAACACUGACUUUCCUCAUUUCCUGCCUGAGCUAAAGAGACUGAAGGAUUGCAGGGCUGCUUCAUGAGGUGA